AUGGCGGACAAUGGCUCUCCAAAACCCCAAUUCCUCGCGCCUCCGGCCGUGACCGCGUUGCGGCAGGAGGCUCGGAAUAUCAACCCGAAAAUGACAAGAACAUUGAGUGAGAAUAUGAGGGAAGAACGGGAGGAUCUGAAAGAAGCCGCUGAACAGACUUUGAACAUUAUUGUGGAUUUGGAUCUCGAGGGUCGCAUCAAAUGGGUCAGCCCCUCGUGGCGGCAAGUGGUUGGAACGGCUCCGGCAUCUGUCGAGGGCCGUAUGAUCUCUGAAAUACUUCUGGGAAACAAGGAUGUCUUUAAAGACGCGAUUGACGCACUGAAGGAGGAUGAUUCGCGUAGUCGCUUCAUUCGAUUUGCUGUGCAAAUGGGGCCGGACUCCGUGUUGAAGUACGCGCCGGAGCCGCGACCGAUGGAAACAGAACAGAAAAUGGAGGACGACAAGUCUGAAGAUACCAAAGAGUCUCUAGAACAUUCGCAGGUCGAAGGAGAGCAAAACAAUGAUGUCCUUACUAUGGAAGGACAGGGUAUUAUGGUAUAUGAGCGGGACGACGACGGACAUUCUAUGUGGAUGUUACGUCCAUUCACCGAACCGAGAGAAGUGACGAUCGAUCUUCCGCCCCUUCUUGUUGAGUCGCUAGGUGUUGGAGCAGAAGUACUUGCGAACUACCUAACAACACUUGCCGAAGCCGCUGCGAACGAACCAGACCCUUCAAAACACCCCGCCCCAACACCUGUGCUAUGUCGGAUUUGCGAGCGUCAAAUCACGCCGUGGUGGUUUGAGAAACACUCGGAUCUAUGUCUCCAGGAACAUCGAGCCGAGAUGGACGUACAGAUCGCACAGGAAAAUCUCAAUGAACAUCGGCAUAUGAUAGUCAAAGUAUUGGACGCCUUGGAGGCUCGACAGGGUAGACCAUUGAUCACACCGGAUGGCAAUGUGCAGUCACCUCCUCAGCCAGAGUAUAAAGGAUUGCCCAUUGGGCCACCCCCCACGAGUUCAACACCGUCCUCUGCUCCUGUAUCCAGCGGAAACUCUGCUCCAGGAACCCCGCCUCGAUCAAGAGAUCAUUCUGCUUCUGGUCUUCCCACGGUCGGGCGCCCUCGGUCUUUCACUGUACGCCGGCCAUUGGCUCGCAUCGUUGAGCUGGUUCUAGAUCUCUGCGAUACUGCUCUGGAAAUCAGUAUGCCGAUGAUUAAGGAAUCUUCUCGUGCAGAAAACCCCGAGGACUUUAGGACGCUUUCUCCACAGUCUGAAUCCCGAAUCACUCAGGUCGCUCAGUGGCAGUCUCCAAGCUCUAAUACCUUAGAGCAGGAGCAAGGCCUUGCCGCUCUGGCAAGCGAUACCGAACAAAUCGCGAAAGUAAAAGUGGACUCGGUUGUUCGUCAUAGAAAGAUUGUUGAAUAUGCUGAGAGAAUCCGUAUUGAAUAUACUGUUCUUGUGGAAGAAUGCAUUACAGCUGCCCUUAGCAAAGCAGAGCGUAUAGCCGCUGGCCAGCUUAGUGAUUCUACUUGCUCCUCUGAUAAUGAAGCCCAGGAAGAUAUUGCAGCAGGGCAAAUUGUGGAGAACGACUUUUACAAUGCCGGAAUUCCUCUUCAAACCGAUGAGACGCCAUUACAGGUCCCUCCACUUCAAAGAUCACCGCUAGCCCAAUCUCAACUUGCAGGGCCCACCCCUCGCAAGUCCACGACAUCGGCGUUGACAAUGUCUAUGCGCAACUCACCGGACCGUGCGCUACUUGGGCAAACUGAUACGAAGUCAUCGUCAUCGACUGCUGUAUCGACGGGAUCAAACAGUCCCAUGGAGUGUCCCACCCCCCGGUCUUACAAAAGUGCGGCUGGAUUGCUGGGAACAUCUCAACCUGGUCGUAGAGGUCUUUCCCUCAUGGAUAUUGACCCCGGUGACAGUAGCGAUAGCAGUAUUCCAUCAUCUGUGUUCCCAGGUGCUAUACGGACUGACUCGCCAUCUUCUGAACGAAGUUUCGAUCGCAAGCGAAGGAGCCUGGUGCUUCCCGGUCUAUCUAGUUCUCCUCGUCGCCAGCCAUCCCCAGCACGAGCACCUGGUCCGCACUCCCCCCUACGAAUGCCCAAACCCCGACAUUCCUAUGGUGCAGAAAGCUUACCGUCCCCGGUAGUAUCUCCGUCUACUUAUACUUCCGAGUUGGCUCACAAUUGCCGCCACCAUCGCCGCCAGUCGUCAGCGACUUCAUCUGAUGUCGCAAAACCACCCCCUUCGCCUCGUCUUCCAUCAAUGAGCCAGCAACCUCGACCGGCGCCCCCUUCAAUCAAGGACUUUGAGAUCAUCAAACCAAUCAGUAAAGGUGCCUUUGGAAGUGUGUAUCUGUCCAAAAAGAAAUCAACAGGAGAGUAUUAUGCCAUUAAGGUUUUGAAGAAACAGGACAUGGUAGCCAAAAAUCAGGUCACUAACGUGAAGGCUGAACGUGCGAUCAUGAUGUGGCAGGGAGAAAGCGACUUUGUCGCCAAACUCUAUUGGACGUUCUCGAGCAAAGACUAUCUUUAUCUGGUCAUGGAAUACUUGAAUGGAGGCGAUUGUGCCUCUCUCGUCAAGAUUCUCGGUGGCCUCCCCGAAGAUUGGGCCAUGAAGUACAUUGCGGAGGUUGUGCUUGGUAUUGAACACCUCCAUAGUCGAGGAAUUGUACAUCGUGAUUUGAAACCCGACAACCUUCUUAUUGAUGCCUCCGGUCACCUCAAAUUGACUGACUUUGGACUUUCUCGAAUGGGUCUGGUCGGUCGUCAGAAACGUUUGCUGAAGAGUCCAAACGAGUCGGCUCCAGAUUUACUCAAACAAGGACCCUUCCCCCGCGCCAUAUCAAUCGCUUCUUCCCGCUCAGCGUCCUUUGACUUCCAGGCCGGGUCUCCUGGCUCCACGCCGCUGAUUACACCUGACAACGCGGUUGGCACUAGUCAGCCAUCUUAUUUCAGCCUCAAUCAGACAAACCUUAACCAGACUGGACUAAGUCGGCAAAGUUCCAGGCGAGCAUCUGGAUACCGCAGCGACAGCGCAGGAAGUGACAGCUUAAAUGGCAUGUUUCGAACCUUUUCACUCAACGACAAUUCUCAUGACCCUGCUGCUCCAUCACCAAGCAUGCUUUCAAGCAACUUGGCCGAGGAAGAGGUGCAGAGUGAAACUGAUGAUUCACCACAACUGUAUCCUUUGCUACCAACUUUCAGCAACCCCGCGCAUAAUACUCCCCCGUCACAAAGCAUGCUUCCGCCAGUUAUGGCUCUUUUUGACCCCGAGGAUCAUGAUAGACGUUUCGUUGGUACCCCGGAUUACCUGGCCCCAGAAACGAUUAAUGGCAUAGGGCAGGAUGAAAUUAGCGAUUGGUGGUCGAUGGGCUGUAUUAUGUUUGAGUUCAUAUUUGGCUACCCUCCCUUCAAUGCUGCGACUCCUGAUGAAGUUUUCGAAAAUAUCUUACAGCGCAGGAUUAACUGGCCAGAAGAACCGGAAGACUAUACUACCGCAGAGUCAUUGGAUCUUAUGAAUAAACUCAUGACUCUCAAUCCCCGUGAGCGUAUUGGAGCAAACGUGGAAGAAAGGUUUACCAGUGGCGGCGCUGAGAUUCGUGCUCACCCUUGGUUUUCUGAUAUUCACUGGGAUACACUGUUCCAGGAUAAGGCGGAGUUUGUCCCUAACCUGGAGAAUCCAGAAGACACCGAGUAUUUUGAUGCCCGUGGAGCUACUCUUCAAGCAUUCGCCGAAGAAAUGGAGGAUGAACCCUCGCCACAGCCUCCAAGUACUUCGGGUUCUUACCCUGAUAGACCCCAUGACGCCUUGUUCAAGGUUCGCUCUCAGGUCAAUUCUAUGAAGCGUCCACUGAUGCCUUUACAUAUCCCACCCCAUGUACGCGAUGCUCGCGACUCACGCAGUCGACGACUGAGCGAACCAGCACUUGCCGAUGAUUUCGGGAGCUUCAACUUUAAGAACCUGCCGAUGCUGGAGAAAGCCAACAAGGAUGUCAUUCAAAAAAUGCGCCAAGAAGCCAUGCAAGCCCAGCACCGUCAACCGAGCGCAUCGUCAUCAACUGCUCAGACGCCGCUAAGUGCUUCUCAACCUUCGCUUGAAGGCAGUCCACUCCCGAUGUCACUCCAGCGCGCCUUAUCCCAGAACAAGGGUAACAACCGUCCAUCUUCACCAUCUAGUUUGAGUCAAGCAAACUCAUCUCCAAGUCGGCCAUCUCAACCGUCAUCACCGCUUCUUGUUCAAUUUAGCACUGGUACCAAUCACGAACGACGAAAGACAUCUGGGUCUUCAUCCACAGCGUCUCAUCAAUCUAGUGGGAAUUUCCAGCCUUCUUCUGUUGAACAAAAUCGGAUGCCGAAUCUUAGACUUGGCUCGGUCGCGUCGUCUCCUGUAAAGGCCAACCGCAUGCCUGCUCAGUCUCCCGACAAACAUCCUUCAAAUCAACGCCAUGGUAGUGCCCCUGCUAGUCGAGCGCGAUCUCAAACUAUUGGUUCCCAGGACGGCGGGGAUCUGUCCUCAUUUCCCAAGGAACCUUUCAUACCAUCCCAUCACAAGCGCCGGAGUCAAUUGUUUGAUAUCUCGCCUUCUUCUUCUGACAAUGAAGAUCCUCGUACCAAGGCUCUACUCAAGGUUCAACGUCGGCGGCAGAGCUCUAGACGCCUGUCUCAAUUUAACGUUCAAGAUGGUCCAUUCUUCCGACCGCUGGACGUUCUGAUCUGCGAAGAUCAUCCUGUCUCCCGCUUGGUCAUGGAACGUCUCUUUGAGAAACUUCGUUGUCGCACCAUCACAGUCACAAAUGGUGCCGAAGCUGUGCGAUAUGCUCUCAGUGAAGUUCAAUUUGAUGUUAUCAUGACCGAGUACAAAUUGCCGCAGGUGAAUGGUGCCGACUUUGCUCGAAUGGUCCGAGAAACCCGCAGUCCUAACAGACAUACGCCUAUCAUUGCGGUGACUGGCUACUUGAAGGACCUACCCGAAACUCAUUACUUUGAUGCGCUUGUUGAGAAACCCCCAACUCUGUCUAAACUUACUGAGACUUUGUGCAAGUGGUGUAUGUGGAAACCUCCUCCGAAGGAUUACAAUCCAUCUCAGCCUCUUCCGGUCCCGAUGCCGAGCGUCCGUCCUGCACAGUUGCCCAACGAGGAUAACAGUCCCAGUUCGGCAUCAUCUGGAUUCGUGCCAAAUCCACCGAGUUCCUACCGUGGGUCAAGCCGUGAUGAUUCUGUGAGCAGCAGUGUAUUUGGCGAUAUGGACAACAUCAAACCAGAUGACGUUCCUGUCAUUGUAAGCCGCAGCAAUGAUGACUGGGAUCAAAGCGGACUUGGAAUUUCCGAGGAUGCUCAUCCAGGAAGUCCUGACCCUAAAGCGGUGCCUGUUCCCCAGCUGCUACACGCUAUCUCGGCGCCGGCGGCCAUGGACGCCAGUGGCGCACUUACUCCUCGCAAACAACGAUCCAGCGAAGCCAUUCGAGCGAAGCGAGAAUCUUUGGAGCGCAAAAGAUACGAAGGAGCCGAGUCUGGCGAUGACGAAGAUGAGGAGUUGGGCAAUGCUCAAGCUCGUCGAAGUCCACCCACUCGCAAUCGCAGACCUGGAUCCAAACUUGGCAUUGAAAUGAUGCGUACUAACAGCCGUGGCAGUGUGGUCAGUGGCAGCGAGGAGCUCCUCAAGAAAGAACGUGAAGCACUGCGUCGCAGAAGCGGAGAGUUUGCUGAUACCGACACUGACGACGGUGCACUGGGUUCUCCGGCCAGUACCACACUUGAAGAACGAUUCGAAGAUCUGAGUAUUCCAGAGGAAUCGGAGGCUGAGGAAAGACUAAGCGAACAAUACUCGCCUCCAUUGUCUGGAUCUGCAUCAUCAUUUCGCCGCCGAAGGCCAUCGCUUGCUCAUCAUGACACUGAGAUUUACAGCGGACAUGGGCCUACAUCGCAUCCGGUUUCAGAAACUGGAACUGAGCGACUUUCAAAGGCUGGACAAACUACUCCUCCGUGGGAAACCAGUGGUACUUCCACUGGCCCUAUUACUCCCGAGGUUAAAAUUUCUGGAGAUACCAUCUCCUCAGAUGCCUCUGGUGUAGAUACGGACUGUAGUCCCACGCCUGACUCCGAAGCCACGCCGCGGCCUCUGCAUCCUUCGCUUAGUCUGGAUUCCGAGGAAACGCCUCGGCCUGCUGAAAGAUUCAGAUCCGACUUGACAUCCUCUCUCAAGAGAUGA
Messenger RNA from Penicillium angulare, 6192 nucleotides. RefSeq names its product protein kinase RIM15. Gene Ontology annotation, cellular component: cytoplasm; nucleus. Bases 1 to 6192 code for a protein of 2063 amino acids. Lineage: Eukaryota; Fungi; Ascomycota; Eurotiomycetes; Eurotiales; Aspergillaceae. The record is from RefSeq and is a predicted model, not a curated record. The transcript has 2 exons. Gene Ontology annotation, molecular function: ATP binding; protein serine/threonine kinase activity. Gene Ontology annotation, biological process: phosphorelay signal transduction system; peptidyl-serine phosphorylation.